AUGAGUUCCCCAAGGAUAAUGGACCCUAAGAUGAGAGAGACUGAAGGAGAUGGAGAGGACAAUUCAGGAAAGAAGAAAUCAAAGUUCAAGUCUUUCAAAAAGUUUUUUGGUAAGAAGAAAAGGAAAGAGUCAUCUUCUGGGAGCAGCACUCUGAAGCUGUUCCAGUCAACAAGUGAUGUCGCAGCCUCUCAUAACAUGCACGUUAAUUAUGAUUCUGAAGAUGAACUUGAGACACAUAAAGGCAUUAUGGGAAGCAGAGCUUUGUCACAUGAUAGCAUUUUCAUCCCUGAGACUGGGCAAGAGCCUGCAAGGCCAGUAAGAGUGUUCUCUCAAGAAAACAUUUCUGAUCGGAUUAGAGCUUUACAGCUGAAACUCCAGCCUACCAUGAAAUUGGGACCUCCACCUCCAUUUGGACCUAAUGCCAAGCGAACAGAGGAUGCUGGGACCAGUUCUGAAGAUGAUGGAUUACCCAGGAGCCCUCCAGAAAUGUCUUUGCUCCAUGAAAACCUAAAUUCAGGCAUUAGAACAAGAUUCUCUGACUUUCACAGGCACCUUAGCUCUUUGAGUUUAGCUGGAACAGGCAGUGAAGAAGAAGAACAGGUUACCCUGAGUCCUUCUUCUAGAUCUCAUUCUACAGAUGGUCAGCUGUUCCCUAGGCAUGGCAGUGCCAAAACUGGAGCUCCCCAGAUAUCUGACAGUAUCACCUCGCCUACAGCCAAUUUUGACACUCCGCCUGAGCUUUCCUCUUGCUUGGAUAAUUCUGCUGCUAAACAUAAGCUCUUAAUAAAACCCCGGAACCAGAGGUCCAGUAAAAUGAGACGAUUUUCUCAGAGGGCUCAGUCUGAAUCUCUGACUGAUUUGAGCUGUACCCCAGAAGAAGAAGAAGAGGAUGAUGAACAGACAGACUUGUCAGAUGCUGUAUUCAAACCAAGCAAUCAAGAACUGCCAUGUGGCACAGCAGCAGCACAGGAUGUGGCUUCCUGGCCGAAGCCCAGAAUGCCUGAGGACCUUCUCCCUGCUUUGAGACCAGUGAUGACUCAGCCUGCUUCUGGGUCUGCUGUUGCACAGGAAGCCCUGCUACCAGAGAAUAAACCGGAGGGCUGCCAACCAACACUGGAAACAACGUGUGUGAAGUCUGAGUCCUUACUGCUGUUAGAGCACAAAGACUCUGCAACUUCUUCCUACUCCAGUCCAGACAGAGACAUACAAAAGCAAGAAGAUUCCUCAGAAACACCGGUUCUGUUGUCUGGGGAUGUGAACAGUGUGUCAAUCGAUAUUUUAAAUCAAGAAAAUAACGAGCUUCCUACCAUGUUUUCAGUAAAUAAAAUGUCAUCCAAAGAAGAUAUUUCAGUUAGUAAGAAUAGUAUUGUUUGCUUGGAAGGGUCAGAAGAAAAUAUACAGAAGGAUGAUCACAUAGCUGAGGAAAUGUCCUGUAAUAAAGAGGUAAAGAAAGAGUUUGCUCUAUUAUCAGAGUCCAGCAAGAAGUUUUCCACAGGUUCUUUCCAGCCCACAGGCUCAUUCCAUGUUUCACAUCCUGUUUCCUCAACAAGGAUGGGAUCAUCUGCUUCCUGCCCUCUAGAGAAAACAAAGACUGCACAAGAGGUAGCUGCUUCUGGUAAGGAGAACAGUCAGUCACUGGUCCACAAGGAGGAACUUCUAGGCAAGAAAGCUGAAAAAGCAGCCAAUGAACUCAAUGCCUUGAGAAAGUUUUCUGUUUCCUCUGCACAGGAGAAACCAAGGACCAGAAGCCUUCACUUCCCAGAAAGAUCAGAGUUGGAGAGCCCAUUAAAUACUGGAUUCUUCCUGUCCAAAGUGAAGGUCUCAAGAAAUGAGAAGAAGAAAGAAGACUUGCAGAAGGAAUCAGAUCUAGAGGGUGAAAAAAGAAGCAACAAAAAGCAGCCUUUGCUGCCAGAGUCCGACUCUGAGAACUCAGGCCAACCUGCAGAAAUCUUGGCUGGCUGUGUUUCUCCAGCUGUCGAUACAGUGCUGGUGCCAAGCGAUUCAAUGGCGGUAUCUCAGAAUCAGCCAAGCUCUGAAGAUAAAAAUCCUUUUCAAGUGAAACUUAGAUCCACGUCACUGUCCUUGAAAUACCAAGACAACUCAUCACCAGAAUCAAAGGGGAUUAAAAGACACAGUGCAGAGUUUAAUUUAGAAAAUGAAGGAUUGACUUCUUUUCUAAAAGGUGAUAAGGCACAGAUCAGAAAAACAGCUGAUGCAAAUAUUAGCGAUUCUUUAAACGAAAAGACCAAACCCAAAGCAAAGUCUUCUGAACAGCUUAGUAACAAACCUCCAUUGCCUAAAAAGCCAGCCUCGCAAAACGUAAGCGUUCCAAAUACUACUGCAAACAAGGAGAAGCAGGACAAAGCUAUUCACUCUCCUGAAUCCAGAAAUGAAGAUAGGGACUUGGAGAAAAAGUCAAAUCCUUGUAAAGUGUCUGAGAGAAGCAUGCCUUCCCCUAUGGCUGCUGGAGACUCUGGAAGAGAUCCCAACACUCCCACAGAGCCAGCCUGGAUUUCCAUAGCAAGGCAAAAGCAAAGGGGCAUGCAGCAGGAGCAGGAACCCGACAGAGAAAAACUGGUGGCUCUGGAUAUGAAGUCAGAUAUAGAGAGACAGAAUAAAGAGAAGGAACGAACAGAGGGCUCAGUGAAGCAGCAAUGGAGCAAACUUUCACACCUGGCACCUAAAACCACUUCUGAAGAGCAGAGGAAAGAGACAAAGUCUGAAGUGAAGGAGUCCCUGCUGAAAACCAGUUCACAGUCACAUUAUGUCCCUGUAACCCCAUCACCAGCACUGGUGGAUAAAGAGGAAAUAAGCCCCUUGAGGAAAGCCAAUAAUGCUGCUCCAGAUCAGCCACUGUGGAUGGAACUGGCCAAAAAGAAAUCGCAAGCUUGGAGUGAUAUGCCACAGAUUAUAAAGUAGAAUGAUGCAAACAAAUAGCAUCUUUCAUAAAGAAGUCAACUACUUAACUGAACUUCUACAGACCAGCUAAUCACAGUGGAGAGUCUCUUGAUACAUGAGAAGGGUUUUAUUGUACAGCUGUGGAGAAAGUGUGCAAUAGGUGCAGUCAAAAAGUUUACUGUCAACUUUGUAGCAAUCAGGAUUGCAAUGGCAAUGGAUUACUUAAAUUAUGCUAGGGAUGUACUUACACUCUGGAAAAUAAAA
This is a messenger RNA of Melopsittacus undulatus (budgerigar), 3162 nucleotides long. It is a transcript of the gene CRACDL, whose product is annotated as CRACD like. Lineage: Eukaryota; Metazoa; Chordata; Aves; Psittaciformes; Psittaculidae. The coding region runs from base 1 to 2919 and encodes 972 amino acids. The transcript is spliced from 10 exons. The record is from RefSeq and is a predicted model, not a curated record.